AGGGCAAAUAUAAACACAAUAUUAAACAUGAUUAAAAGAGACCAACAAAAUGGCUUAAUAAUUACAACAUUAAAUUUAUAAUAAAAUAGCAAUAAACGGCUGAUGUCGAGUCGGAAAUUUGUAUAUUAAGAUCCUUGUAAAUGUUUAAUAAUAGUAAUUAUAAUACAUUUUAUUUAUAAGCGCUUUUCAAGACACCCAAGGACACUUCACUAGAUAAAACAAAACAAUGCAGCACAGCACAGUUUUCUCUAUUUUUUAUUUAUUAAUUUAUUGUUUUCCAAGUCUAGUAUUUUUACAUUUCUUUUUUGUUUGUAGAUAGGACCUAGCGACCGUGCACCAGAAAAAAGGUUCCGCUCUUGUUUCUAGGGGAAAUCUUUGUACCUUCCUUGUUUGCCUACCGCUCGUACAGGUGUGGUGUUGGCGGAAGUCAGUGAGAUACUAGCUGUCUGUUAUUUGGAGAACAAAACGACCAAGAAGACGACGCCUAAACAUUUCAAACACUAAGUAUUGCUUUUGUCGCAACCCCUCGCAGGAGUGGAGCUGCUUCCUGUUUCCGGUACGAGACAAGGCUGUGCUUCCCUCACCUACAGCUGAACUCGAAUAUAUUAUAUAAUUACUUAAAUAAAGUAUGUAAAACUGCUACGUAAGGACGCCAGCUUACUUUAUGGUAAUCCAAGAACCCUCCACCAAAACACCUAACGUGUUGUUAAUUCUACGAUUUCGCCAUGGAAGGAACGUCUAAAAGCACCAUAGAGGAUGGGCCUUCAGUUGCAUCACAGGUUCCAUUUCUUCACCUGUGUACUGCUUUGGAGAAAAUCCAAAAGUCAAAGUUACGUCCAGAAAAAUCCAAGAUCCUUGGGGAUUUAAUUAAGUCGUGGAGAGACUUUCAUUCUGUUCUCCACAAAGGCAACUUAAAAACAACAGACUCCUUCUACCCAGCCAUGCGCCUCAUAGUUCCUCCUUUUGAACGAGAGCGAAUGGCAUAUGGUAUCAAAGAAAGCAUGUUAGCUAAGCUCUACAUUGAUGUGUUAGGCCUCCCAAAGAAUGGCCCAGAAGCCAAUAAACUCCUAAACUACCGUGCCCCUACUACCUCCCAAGGAGAAGCUGGAGACUUUGCUGGCAUGGCAUAUUUUGUCUUAAAGAAACGAUGCACCAGCCAAGGAAACCUCAGCAUUAAAGAGGUCAACGACUUUCUGGACUCAGUAGCUGCCAACAAUGCAGGGAAACAAAAGGAUCUGAUAAAAAAGAGUCUCCUGCAGCUCAUCACCCAGAGCUCAGCUCUUGAGCAGAAGUGGCUGAUCAGAAUGAUUCUAAAGGACAUGAAGCUUGGGAUCAGUAAAGAGACAGUUCUUCAUGUCUUUCACCCAGACGCUGUAGAACUUUUUAAUGUCAACACAGACUUGAACAAAGUGUGUCAGCAGCUUCAUGACCCCUCUGUGUCAUUAAGUGAAGUUUCUAUCGGAAUUUUCUCUGCCUUUAAGCCCAUGUUGGCAGCUGUGGCUAACAUACGCAAUGUAGAGAAACAGAUGGGCAAUAGCCCUUUCUACAUCCAGACCAAGCUGGAUGGAGAGCGCAUUCAGCUGCACAAAGAUGGAGAUGUCUACAAGUAUUUUAGCCGCAACGCUUAUGAAUACACACAGCAGUUUGGAGGGUCCCCUCUGGAGGGUUCACUGACCCCUUAUAUUCAUAAUGUUUUUAAGAACCAUGUAGUGAACUGCAUUCUGGAUGGGGAGAUGAUGGCUUACAACCCCACUACAGAGAGCUUCAUGCAGAAAGGAAGCAAGUUUGACAUCAAGAGGCUCAUGGAGGACUCAGAGCUGCAGACGUGCUUCUGUGUCUUCGACGUCCUGUUAGUCAAUAACCAGAAGUUUGGUAAUGAGACACUGAGAAAACGCUGCGAGAUCCUGCAGACAGUUUUCAACCCAGUGAAGGGAAGGAUCCACAUGGUGCCAAAGACUGAUGCGAGAACCAUGCAGGAGGUGGUGGACGCUCUGAACGAUGCAAUAGACAAUAGAGAAGAAGGGAUCAUGGUCAAAGAUCCAUUAUCUGUCUAUAAACCUGACAAACGAGGGGAAGGAUGGCUGAAAAUAAAGCCGGAAUACGUUGAUGGAUUGAUGGACGAGCUUGACCUCUUGAUUGUUGGUGGAUACUGGGGUAAAGGAAGACGAGGUGGAAUGAUGUCUCAUUUCUUAUGUGCCAUUGCUGAAGCUCCCAAGCCUGGAGAGAAGCCGUCAGUUUUCCACUCUUUCUGCCGCAUUGGCUCCGGCUACACUAUGAAGGAGUUGUAUGAUCUCGGUUUAAAGUUAGCCAAGCACUGGAAGGUUUACCGGAAAAAUGAUCCACCAUCAUCUAUCCUGUGUGGAGCAGAGAGACCAGAGGUCUACAUUGAGCCUUGCAACUCUGUUAUCAUCCAAGUUAGGGCGGCUGAGAUUGUUGGAAGUGACAUGUAUAAAACCAACUGCACACUGCGCUUCCCAAGGAUUGAGCAGAUCCGAGAAGACAAGGAGUGGCACCAGUGUAUGACUCUGGCAGAGCUGGAUCAGUUCCGCAACAAAGCGUCAGGAAAACUAGCUUCGAGGCAUCUUAGCAUCAGCAACGACGAGCCACAAAAGAAGAAACGCAAGUUUGCACCAAAGCCUAAGAAGGUGAUUGGUAUUAUGGACCACUUCAAAGCUCAGGACCUUUCCGGGGUCAAGAAGGAGACGGAUAUGUUUGAAGAUGUAGAAUUCUGCAUUCUAAAUGGGACAGAGGACCAUCCCAAAGCUGAGCUGGAGAAAGGAGUUGCAAGGUGUGGAGGAGUUGUGGUUCAAAACCCUGGACCAGACACCUACUGUGUGAUCGCUGGUGCCAAGAACAUGCGAGUGAAGAACCUGAUUUUGUCCGACCAACACGAUGUAGUUUGGGCCUGGUGGCUGUUGGAGUGUCUCGACCAGAAACAAGUGGUACCCUGGCAACCGCGGCACAUGAUCCACAUCUCACCCUCUACCAGGGAACAAUUUGCCAAGGAGUACGACAGCUACGGCGACAGUUACUUUGUGGACACAGAUGUGCAGCAGCUGCAGGAGGUCUUUGGCCGCAUCCCUGCUGCUGCUGCUGCUGACACCAUAGACGUUGGUCAGGUGGAGCAGCGUUUUGGCUGGGACAACAUCCCCACUAGCAUGUUCAGACCUUUCACAGCUUACAUGGACAGCUGCGCUGACCUAGGAGACCCUGACACGCUCAUGCCCGCCUCCUGUUUAGACAUCAGAGCUCUGGAGUUUCGCUUCCAUGGAGGCACAGUGCUGCCGACACUGGAGGAAGGUGUUUCACACGUUAUCAUCACUGAAGAAACAAAGAUGGAGGAGCUGAAGACAGUGAGGAGACGAUUCACAAAGAAGUUUAAGAUUGUAAGAGACUCGUGGGUGACAGAUUCAAUCAGAGCAGGACAUCUGCUCAAUGAUAACAUUUACUUAGUUUGAAGUAAAUCUGCUGAUAACCAGGACUGGAUGAUAGAACUGUUUAGUUACAAAGUGUGAAAUGACAUUGUUUAGAUUAUGAUGCUGCUGCUUUAAACUAAUUAUGAUUAUGUUAACAGGCACACCAGGUUAGAGUCUUUUACUACUCAACACAUUCACGUAGCAUUUAUUUCAAAAAUCUACUGAACUUUAUUUUAGACUAAAAUCAUUCAGAAAUACCCUUUCCCAUAGAACGCAACAAUGAAAUCAAGGCAUUUUCCUCACCGUGGGAAAAAUAUUAGAUUAUUUUUAAAAUCAAUUAGCCUUGCUGUGUCAACACGGGUCUUCCCGAGCGCCCUUCCCUGCAGGGGGCCCCAACCACACUUUGGGAACCUCUGUUACAGACAGCUGGCCUUAUACAGUCCCUCCACUUCUCACUGUAUACUGGUUUAAAAAUGAUAUGCAACUCUCAUAACAGGUAGUUCAGCUAACAGCAGGACAACACAGCCUGUCUCCCUUUUUUACCCUGCAGGACAUUUCAUGUCAGCUACCACGCUGUAAUUGUGGAUAAGAAUGACAGGAUAAUGAAAUUAUUGCUCUGAGUGUUUUCCCCAGAGCCGAGAAACUUGAGUUAAAGUUAGACAAAGAGUCUACUGUGGUUUUAUUUUAAUGAUGUAGGUUUUUUUAAUCAAAGCUUAUCAAUACAUUAGCCUGACUGUCACACAAAUGGAGUGACUUUUAUCUGUGGUUUUUAAUGAAUGGUUGAGGCUUGUUAUUAGUUUUGAACAAAUAUGUCUCUCAGGAAUUCAACUUUAGCACUGACUCACUAAAGUCUAGAGUUUUUAGGUGUAUUGUCAGAAUGUGGCUGUAUCAGAAUAAAUAAUCAGGAUUUUAUGGCCGUAUUUGUUAAGUCAAACGUCAAAGACAGCCCUUGUAGUCUGAUCACCAGGUUGUACUGCAAUGCAUGUAUUAACUUUUUAAUUAUUUUAAAUAAAUACCUGAACCUUAAUAUGAGUUAAAUAGAACAGAUUGAAGUUAUAGAAUAAAGUGUAUAUACAUUAAUGUUUGAGCACAAAAUACUGCUUCCUGUCUACGCAAAAGUAUACAGAUCUGUUGGAAAAUCAAAUCAAAUUAAGUUAUCUGUGGGAUCCAAAGUGUUUGGUGAUAUGUCUAAUGGAAUUUGGAUUGUUUUCAAUAAAGACAACUUUAGUAAUUACUA
Cynoglossus semilaevis (tongue sole) is the source of this 4653-nucleotide messenger RNA. RefSeq names its product ligase IV, DNA, ATP-dependent (gene lig4). Lineage: Eukaryota; Metazoa; Chordata; Actinopteri; Pleuronectiformes; Cynoglossidae. Gene Ontology annotation, molecular function: ATP binding; DNA binding; DNA ligase (ATP) activity. The coding region runs from base 726 to 3458 and encodes 910 amino acids. The record is from RefSeq and is a predicted model, not a curated record. The transcript is spliced from 3 exons. Gene Ontology annotation, cellular component: DNA-dependent protein kinase-DNA ligase 4 complex; DNA ligase IV complex. Gene Ontology annotation, biological process: DNA biosynthetic process; nucleotide-excision repair, DNA gap filling; immunoglobulin V(D)J recombination.